Molecule: messenger RNA, 255 nt
Organism: Aspergillus luchuensis
Lineage: Eukaryota; Fungi; Ascomycota; Eurotiomycetes; Eurotiales; Aspergillaceae
Exons: 1
Coding region: 1-255 (84 amino acids)
Source: RefSeq, a predicted model, not a curated record
AUGGCCGCUCCCAACCGCAGACCCGAAUACGAUACUUCUGGCACCGGUGGUAAUGCUGAUGCACAUUAUGGAUACUGGAGGGGAAGCGGCCAAGCUGUCACCGGCGGUAACGGCACCGGUGGUAACAUUCAGAUGCCGGCAAGCCGUGCGGAUGCCAACAUCAAGAUGACAGGGACGGGAGGCAAUGCCAGAGCGAAUGCCGGGGGCAUUGCAAGGGGCGGCGAUGCAAGGGGAGGCAACCUCACAAUUACUUGA